GAACGUAUUAAUAUUGUACAUAAUAUAUCAGUAAUGGGAACUGUUAAUUCAGAAUUCAGAACUGCUGAAAUUGCAUUGCGCCUGUGACCCAACGCAUGCUUACCUAGGAGCAAACCUCGGGAAGCCUUACUCCUGAGUAAAGAUUGCGCCGCACAUUUAUGUUUACAGAAAUACCUUAGAGUCACGCGGUAUGUCAAGUUCAAAUCCUCAUGUGAGGGACUGCGGCUCAUUCCACUUCCUGCUAUCUCACAAUAGACAGGAGGCAAAAUAUGUGCAGGAUAUGCGCGUAUAAAAUAACAAAACAAUUUCCUCGCCGAAGCAGCACGUCCUCACCUUUGUAUAUAGAUGGAGGUACUGUACUUAGACAAAGUUCCUCAAGGCAAGGUUUGUAUAUUACUUAUGCAAAGAACAAAUAUGCAAGUGUGUGCGUGUGUGUAAUAUUACACACACACACACACACACACACACACACACACGGUCUUAAUUAACUCUUGGAAGAAUAAAUGAUGGUGAGGGAAGCCAUGAUGGAGGUUAAAACGCAGAACCCGACUAAUUUGCGCCUGCCAGGGAGGGAGCAGAGAACGGGGGGUUCCUGCAGGUUGAAUCCCUGAAACGGGGGAGGGGGGGGUCUUCUAAAACUUUGCCACCAGGGCAAUCCCCGUCCACUUGCCCUCGGGCGUCCCAUGACUGGAGUCUACCAUCUCUUCCCCCCUCCGCCCCCGCCCUCUUCCUCCUCCUCUUCCUCCUCCUCCUCCUCCGCUGCACUGGGGGUCCAUCUCCUUCUUUCGAGAAGUUCUCCUGCAACUUUUCGCGAAGGAGGCUCGUCUGCUAGAGGCGCUGGAAAUGCCCGGCUUGGGAGCACCCGCGAGCGAAGAAGGAGUCCUCUUCCGACAGUUCCACGCACACCGCCCUGAAUGAAGACGGAGGAAGCGCACGUCCUUCGCGUUGGAAAAUGUGCGACCGGAGCCUCUGCCGGCCGGGCUACGUGGGCUCCCUCCUGAACUUGCCCUCUGCCGCCGACUCCUUUUACUUCCCCAACCUGCGAGCUAAUGGAAGCCACCAGCUAGCUGCCUCUUUGCCCGCGCUCUCCUACCCGAGGAGCCCCAUCGCGUGGACUUGCGCCAGCUCCUGCCCAGCUCAGCCGUCCAGCCACGUACUCAGCGGCUCGACGCAGCCUCCGUCUUACCUCGCCGCAGCCACUGGCUCCCUCACCGGCGUCAGCCUCAACCCCAGCGGCAGCAAAGCCGCCUUGGACGGACACCACCCCAAGUACUCCGCCCACGAAGCCGCUCCCAAGCAGGACGAGAGAAGCAGGCAGAGCCGGGAAGCUCUGACCGACGACUCGAGUUGCGGGAGAAUGGUGAGGAUGGCGGCGGCGGCGGCGGCGACUCAGGCCAAAGGGCUCAGGUAUGAGCCGAGAAGACUGCCCAGCGCAUCAGCGUCUCUUUUGAACGCGGAUUCUUCCGCCUCCGGCUUUAUUAAGGAGGACCUCAAGCACGCCAUCAACUUGAACCUGACACUCCCGCCCGCAGCAACCCAGCCAAACCUCAGACCUCCUCUGCAGGACGGUUUGCCCUGGUGCCCCACGCCAGGGAGGUCGAGGAAGAAACGGAAGCCUUACACGAAGCAACAGAUCACCGAGCUGGAGAGCGAGUUCCUCCUCAGCGAGUUCAUCAACCGGCAAAAGCGGAAAGAGCUGUCCAACAGACUGAAUCUGAGCGACCAGCAAGUGAAGAUUUGGUUCCAGAACCGGCGGAUGAAGAAGAAGCGCGUGGUGAUGCGCGAGCAGGCGCUCUCGCUCUACUAGAGACGCCGCCCAGGGAGGGGGGCGUCUUGGGGCUGGCUCUCUUCCUCCCUGUUAAUCAUGAACUUGCCUCUGGAGCGGCUGUCUCGCGGCUCAGCAGAGGGACAACAAAGCGACGCGAAACGAAGCGAAGCGAAACCACUACGGAUUCCAGGCGAAAACGCAGGCAAAAUCUGGAGGGGAGCGUUGACAGGGGUCUAGCCCAAGCAGUCAGAUUCGCUCCCCGCCCCCCCCCCAAUCAACCUGCUUGGCUUUGUAAAUCGGCAAAAGCCUCACUUCUUGGCUGAAGGGGAAAGGAAGUACAGUGGUACCUCGGGUUACAUUCAGGUUACAGCCUCCGCUAACCCAGAAAUAGUA
Molecule: messenger RNA, 2161 nt
Organism: Podarcis muralis (Common wall lizard)
Lineage: Eukaryota; Metazoa; Chordata; Lepidosauria; Squamata; Lacertidae
Gene: HOXD12
Product: homeobox D12
Biological process (GO): regulation of DNA-templated transcription
Molecular function (GO): sequence-specific double-stranded DNA binding; DNA-binding transcription factor activity, RNA polymerase II-specific
Source: RefSeq, a predicted model, not a curated record